AUGACCAAUAUACACUCGACAGAAGGUCUUGAGCUAGCGGAAAUAGCCUUCUAUGCCAUGGCAGUCCUUCCAGCUUUCGUCUGCUUCGUAGCGCAUGGCAAACAUGGAGUAAUGGGAUGGCUCUACGUAAUUGCCAUGUGCGGUCUACGUCUCGCAGGGAAUGGCAUGGCCUAUCAUUCCUUAUCCACGACUGGUCAUGCCAAUGAAGCUGCUCAAAUCAUUAGCGGGAUCGGAUUGUCGCCUCUCUUACUUGCGGCCUUGGGAAUACUUCAUGAAGCCAAUCAUUCUAUUCAGGUGACACUUCCGAAUAUUCUUCAAGGGCCAAUCCUUCUCGUCCCCCAUCUCGCUAUUCUUACUGGUAUUGCUCUCGCCGCUGCCAGUGGGGGAAAGUCUAACUUACUAGAAGCUGGCUUGAUUGUCCUUACUAUAGGCUGGCUUAUUAUUGCGGCAUUUGUUGUGAUGUCUCUGCGGGCAAGAUCCAGGAAUUUGCGAGUGAAUGAUGAGAAAAAGCUCCUUUGGGCAGUCAUAAUCGCUAUGCCGCUUGUCGGCGUUCGCGUAAUCUAUUCCGUUGUCAUUGUUUUUGUGGACGGGCGGGCUGAUGGAGGUAGCCUGCCGAUUCAGGUAAUCUUCGGAACGAUUCCAGAGUUCCUGGUCAUGAUCACAUAUAUUUCCGCCGGCAUCAUGACGCGUAACUUGGCGUCCGAUCGUACAAAGAUGAACUUGGAAUCAUCCGGUCGGGGCCAGAAUACUCUCGUGUAG
Penicillium pulvis is the source of this 759-nucleotide messenger RNA. RefSeq lists its product as uncharacterized. Lineage: Eukaryota; Fungi; Ascomycota; Eurotiomycetes; Eurotiales; Aspergillaceae. The transcript has 3 exons. The record is from RefSeq and is a predicted model, not a curated record. The coding region runs from base 1 to 759 and encodes 252 amino acids.